AUGGAUAUAUCGAGGCCGUAUCAUUGGCUUCUAGCUGCAGUCAUUCUGAGUCUUUCUUCGAGCUUGAUGACGAGCGAGAUAGAGCAAUUUACGAAAUCUGAUUCCUCGGUUGUCGAUAUGCGAAGAGAUGAAACCAAUCAUACUAGGGUGAUGGCAAUCCGCCGGCGAAGAUACGUGCGAUUUCCAACAGGAUCUGCUUAUCUCCUCGAGACCGAUUCAAUGCCACAUGGUAGGAAUUUUGGGCCGCAUCCGGUCACGCGUUUCAUUCCACAGACUCAAUUCCCAGGGUCGUGGAGACAACACAAAUCCUUCUGGAGAACUCCUGCCGAUUACAACAGGCCGGUGAUGUCCCAUCGGACACCACGACUGAUAUUCCGUGACAACGAUUUCCUGCCGCCAGUCGGAGGUGGCGCGACUUCCUUUUUCCAGCAGUCUAAUCAGUUGCCAGAUUUCGAGGACGAUAUUAGAGAUCUCCGAAAACAGAUGCCUGAUGAUUACCCUAGAUUAGAAACAGAGAUGCGUCAACAAAAAAGACCGCUGUGGAAAGGCGACGAUACAUUGUGUACGGACGGACGAAGCUGUGAAUUUUUUCUAAUGUGCUGGAUGACUGCUGGCCUAUUGGACGGCAGCUGCGGCGGCAUUAUGUACGCGUGUUGUCAGCGGAAAGACCCCACUAAAGCUCUCACUGAUUAUAACCUGAUCGAGUCACCUAGAGAUCAAUCUCGGCCACUUCCACUGGAUUUGUACACGGAGACCGACAGCGACGAUCGUUGCGGCAUACCAAUCGUCUCGAAACAAAUUGCGCAGAGGAGGAUCGUCGGCGGUGACGAGGCUGGUUUCGGCAGUUUCCCGUGGCAGGCUUACAUACGGAUUGGUUCUAGUAGAUGUGGCGGCACUUUGGUCAAUCGAUUUCACGUUGUCACCGCUGGGCAUUGCGUUGCAAAAGCGUCAGCAAGACAAGUCCAGGUUACUCUCGGUGAUUAUGUGGUGAAUUCUGCGACCGAAUCUCUGCCAGCUUAUACUUUUGGAGUUCGAGAAAUUAGAGUGCAUCCUUAUUUCAAAUUCACGCCACAGGCAGACAGAUUUGAUGUGGCUGUGCUUCGAUUAGAUCGACCGGUUCAUUAUAUGCCUCAUAUAGGGCCCAUAUGCCUACCAGAGAAAAAUGAAGAUUUUCUAGGGCAAUAUGGCUGGGCUGCGGGAUGGGGCGCUUUGCAAGCAGGUUCUAGAUUACGGCCAAAAACAUUGCAAGCGGUAGACGUGCCCGUGAUCGAUAAUCGUCUCUGUGAGCGGUGGCAUCGGUCCAAUGGCAUCAACGUCGUCAUUCAUGACGAGAUGAUGUGUGCCGGUUAUCGCAGCGGCGGUAAGGAUUCGUGUCAGGGUGACAGUGGAGGUCCGUUGAUGUUAGAAAAAACUGGUCGAUGGUACCUCAUCGGCAUUGUGUCCGCAGGUUAUUCCUGCGCACAGCCAGGCCAACCAGGGAUCUAUCAUCGGGUGGCCAAAACUGUCGAUUGGAUCACGUAUGUCAUAAACUCGUAA
Molecule: messenger RNA, 1536 nt
Organism: Atta colombica
Lineage: Eukaryota; Metazoa; Arthropoda; Insecta; Hymenoptera; Formicidae
Product: proclotting enzyme-like
Exons: 9
Coding region: 1-1536 (511 amino acids)
Biological process (GO): proteolysis
Molecular function (GO): serine-type endopeptidase activity
Source: RefSeq, a predicted model, not a curated record